UUCAACCAGACAUGAAUCAAAGUUUUCUGACUGAUGAGGUAAAGAUUGAUUACAUAUGUAGUUCCAUGGCCAUAGUUUAGUUGGGUAAUGUCAUUUAUAGGCAUCUUUUUCUAUUGAUUAAUUUGUUGCAUGGGUGUCAUUUCCAAUUGUUCAGUUGUUUUGCAUAGAUAUCUUUCUCUAUUGGGCGAUGUCAUGUGAAUGCGUCUUUCUUACUGGUAAAUCUUUUCUGGAUGUGUGCUUCCCUAUUGGUCAGUCUUGUUUGUUGCCAUGUUUUCCUCAUGGUCAGUGUCAUACAUUCAUACAUAUACAUUCUUUCAUAUUGCUCAGUAUUGUGUAUAGACAUGCUCCCUAUUGGGCAGUAGUUUAUUUAAACAGGCAUUCCUAUUGGUCAGUAUUGUAUAAAGGCAUUUUUUCGUUUUGAGUGGUGUUCAGAGUAAAUGUACUUGGUUAGUGUUGUAUGUAGACGUUUCCCUCAGCUGUUUCCAAGGAGUAGGGGACUGUUGAGUUGGUGUAGACCCCACAUGUGAUUUCUGGACUAAACUCCAGGCAAUGUACCCCAGGCAAGCUGUGAGUGGCAGUGGGAAGAGGUCACCUGGGGGGGUCACUGGGGUCCAGAUGGGAUGCUGGCUUUUGUAGCUGUUCAAUGGGCCACUUGCUCUAAUCACAUCACAAAAAGCUUUUAAAGAUGGACUCACUUUCAGUUGAGCACUGCUCAUUCAAAACUCUGACUGCAAGAGUGUGGUAAAUCUCACUAUGUCACGCAUAUUGCACAUAACUUGUUUUAAAGGACUCAUUUAUGGAAAUCAAGACAGAUACUGAAAUCCUGCCAAGUUAUACAUAUACACGUGGGUGAGAUGGUGUGUGUGUGUGUGUAUGUGCGUGUGUGUGUGUGUGUGUGUGCACGUAUGUAAGUGAUAAGCAGCCAAGGACAUGCUAACAGAUCCUUAACCAACAGCACAUCCACCCCAAUAAGACUUAGUGUCUCUUUCUCUCUCUCUCUCUCUUACCCUCAGAAAGGCUUGCAACAGGGGCCACUCAAGGGGGGAAAGGCAAAGUGAAUCACACACACACACACACACACACAUUCCAGGUUCCCCUAAGUUGAGUAGGAACGUAAAAGGAGAGAAAGCCAGGGGCUGGGAUCUCAGACCUUUUGACCUAAGUGUGUGGCUUUGUCUUUAGGGGGCAGGGGUCACGGUGUGAGAUUUGCCCUGGGGGAGCAGAAAACAGUGUGCAGAAAAAAUGUUUAAAAACUGGUUGGAAAAAAAGAGGGUGAAGGAGAGGAUAAGGGAGGCUGUGAGGGGAAAAUAAAGGAGAAAGCGAAAGAGACAUGGUAAGAGAGACAGGGAGAGAGAUGGUCUGUCUGCUGGCUGUGUCUUUACAGACCUCAAUUCUCUCUCAAUGGACUGAUUUGGCCUAUAUGUCAGAGUUUCUGCUCGCUACUCUAAACUCUCUCUGCCCGGCCUGGGUCAUCAUCACUAGGUCCUCUUUCUCUCUGGAUCCGUGUGAGCAAGCAUAGUCGCUAACCCUCCUGUAUGUCUGAGUGAUCCUGGCCUAGCAUAGCCACUUACCAUUCUGUAUGUCUGAGUGAUCGUGAGCUAGCAUAGCUGCUAGCCCUCCUGUAUGUCUGAGUUGUCGUGAGCUAGCAUAGUCACUAACUCUUCUGUAUGUCUGAGUGAUCGUGAGCUAGCUUAGUCGCUAACCCUUCUGUGUGUCCGAGUGAUCAUAAGCUAGCACAGCUGCUAGUUCCUAUAUGUGCAGGCGAAAGUGGGGCCGGAGGCCUAGUGACAGCAGAGAUAACGACAGGAAACAGGAAACCCCCCCACCAACCCAAAGACACAGAAACACAAGUACUCUCUGCCUGAAACCCAAGACGGAGGUUGCACGUUUUCAUGCUGUAGUGGUCAGUGACGCAGUGCCAGUGGAGGGUCUGGGCCUGUCAGAGUCAGAGGGGCAUCUGGAGAGAACCAAGAGGAACAGCCCCCUUACUGCAGCUGAGCCCCCUUCUACACCCAGCCCCAAACAGGGUCAGGACCACGUGCCUACAGACAUGAGUGUGAGUCGGCGUUCCAGCAGAAGGAAGAGAGCCAGGAAAAGCCCAGAGAGGGAGGGGAACUGGGAUUCCUACAAUCAGAAUCAUGCCAGGAUUAGCCCCUCCCCUCCCUCUGUGGAGCUGCUGGAGCAGGACUCAAAGGACUCCAUUCCCAGCCUUGACUCCCCCCAUAGUCUUGACUCUUCAUCCUCCUGCUCCUCCUCCCCGACAGAGACUGCUAGCCAGCCGGAGUACAAGGACAGUAAAGGCUUUGGCGUGGGAGAGCUGGUGUGGGGGAAGAUCAAAGGCUUCUCCUGGUGGCCAGGCAUAGUAGUGACCUGGCGCGUCACCGGCAAGAGGCAGGCCACGCCCGGCAUGCGCUGGCUGCAGUGGUUUGGAGACGGCAAGUUCUCAGAGGUCUCUGCUGAUAAGCUGUACUGCAUCACUGCAUUCCCCAAGUACUUCAGCCAGGCCUCCUACACCAGACUGGCAUCCUACCGCAGAGCAGUGUUCCAGGCCCUGGAGAUGGCAGGCAGACGGGCAGGCCAGGUGUUUCCAGCAGGGGAGCAGGACAGCCCGGAGGAGCAGGUGAAGCCCAUGCUGGAGUGGGCUCAAAGCGGGUUCCUGCCCAAAGGCCCAGAGGGAGUCAAACCCACCACCCACAACACAGAGAAUGGUUCCCUGGGUUCUCAGGUUCUGGGUGCUGGUCUGUCUGAGUAUUUCCCUCCUCCCAAGAGGCAAAAGCCCAGCCUGGGCGGGGCCAAGGCAGGAAGUGAGGAAGUCUGCAGCAGAGAACAAAUGGUUCGUGAAGUUUUGAAGGGUGACAGAUCUAUAGAAGAGUUUUGUCUGUCCUGUGGCAGGACCCCGGUGGAGACCUUUCACCCCCUGUUUGAGGGGGGACUGUGCCAGGCCUGUAAGGAUGUGUAUUUGGAGACCUCCUACAUGUAUGACGAUGACGGGUACCAGUCCUACUGCACUGUGUGCUGUGGGGGGAGAGAAGUGCUGCUCUGCGGGAACGCCAACUGCUGCAGGUGUUUCUGUGUGGAUUGCCUGGAUGUGCUGGUGGGCUUGGGCUGCUCAGAACAGGCCAGGGCGCUGGAUCCCUGGCGCUGUUACAUGUGUCAGCCUCCACAGCGCUAUGGUGCUCUCGCCCGCCGUCACGACUGGACCCUCAAGCUGCAGGAGUUCUUCAUCAGCGACAACGGCCAAGAGUUUGAGAGUGCGAAGAUCUACCCUGCUGUCCCCGCUGAGCAGAGACGGCCAAUCAGAGUCCUGUCCCUGUUUGAUGGCAUUGCCACUGGCUACCUGGUACUGAAGGAUCUAGGUUUUCGGGUGGAGGUGUACAUCGCUUCUGAGGUGUGUGAGGACUCCAUCUCUGUAGGAGUGGUGCGGCACGAGGGGAGGAUCAAGUAUGUGCACGACGUGCGAAACAUCACAAGGAAGGAUAUCGCAGACUGGGGCCCAUUUGACCUGGUGAUUGGCGGGAGCCCAUGCAAUGACCUCUCCAUCGUCAAUCCCGCCAGGAAGGGCCUGUUUGAGGGCACCGGUCGGCUGUUCUUUGAGUUCUACCGGCUCCUGAAUGCCAGCAAGCCCAGGGAGGGAGAGGGCCGUCCUUUCUUCUGGCUUUUUGAGAACGUGGUUGCCAUGGGGGUCAGCGACAAGAGAGACAUCUCCCGCUUCCUGGAGUGCAACCCUGUGAUGAUCGAUGCCAUUGAAGUGUCAGCCGCUCACCGAGCCCGGUACUUCUGGGGGAACCUGCCAGGCAUGAACAGGCCAUUGUGUCCUUCUGGAACUGAUAAGCUCCAGCUGCAAGACUGCCUGGAGCACGGCCGCGUGGCCAAGUUUGAAAAGGUGAGGACCAUCACCACACGCUCCAACUCCAUAAAGCAGGGCAAAGACCAGCACUUCCCCGUCAUCAUGAAUAGCAAGGAGGACAUUUUGUGGUGCACGGAGAUGGAAAGGAUUUUCGGAUUCCCAGUGCAUUACACAGAUGUGUCCAACAUGGGUCGCGGUGCCCGUCAGAAACUUUUGGGUCGUUCCUGGAGCGUGCCCGUCAUCCGCCACUUGUUUGCCCCCCUCAAGGACUACUUUGCCUGUGAAUAGCCACCCCAAUCAGUCUCUGCUAUGACCCUCCACUCUAAUACUUUCCCACUACCCCCUACCCUCAUCCCCUCCCACCCUCCACCUUUCACUAGAGAUCCCUCCCACAACCAGCAGCCUGCUCACCCUGCAUAUCCACCAGGGGGCGCCCUCAGCCCCUCAGCUGUAAUGUUGUUUAGCUCAAUCCAGGGGCCGCAGGCUGCUUGGUCAACUGAGGCCCUACAGGGACCCUUCAUCCCAGUAAGAAAAUGGAGAUCAUAGCUCUCACCUUUCCUCUUUUUUUACACACCCUUAUGUUCAGUUCUUAACAGGACCAUUUACAACGUAAAUCUCUGGCAGUGAUGAAUCCCAACACUGGCGAAGCUAUUGGCCAUAUUUUUCAUGCCUUGGUUUGCUUUUUGUUUUAUUCAUAUGUGCAUAUUUUCUGCAAUACACGGCAUUCUCCUUGCCUUUUGCAAGUGCCAAGAUAAGAUACUUAGAUAAAUACAUUUUAUAAAAAUUCAAAGAAUUUAAAAACAGGUUCCAAAAGUGUUAAAAAUUAUGAAGAGAUUGCGACUAUUGGCUUUUUAUAAUAGCAUAUUUUUUUAAAGUGUAUGUAAGUGUGUCUUUUAAGUAUCACAAGUUCACUCCAUGAUGUAAGAUGUCAUUGAACUGUUCAGUCAGCACUUGAUAUGUUUAUUCAUGAACAGUAUAAGGACAAAGGUGAAGAGCGUAAGGGGAAGAUCCUUGGUGGGUCAGUCUCAUGUUUCGAUUUUAAUAUUUUAAUAUCCUACUCAACAAUAUAGGGUCAUUCAAGAAAUUCUGAGCUUUGUUUCUUGCUUUUAACAUGUUCUGAUUUAGUUUUUACAAUUUCCUAUAACCUGUGUUAGUGAAGAAGUACUGUAUUCCAUUACUGUUUACACUUGUAAAAUAUAGGUGGUGCUCUGGAAUGCGCUGUCUUCAGCUUGGUGGCCAUAAGCAAAACCCCAAAGGAAGCAGCACUAAACAUGUUACUUAUCUAUCUCACACACUAUACCUCAGUUUUUUUUUUCCUGUGUACUGUACAACAUUGAAGGUGUUCCAUAUUUAUAACAUGGAUACUUUAAAACAUGCAGGCAAGUAUUUCAGACUUCCAAAUAAAAAAACACUUGAGUUUUUUUUACACAAAGUACGCAUUUCAGUUCAAAUAUAUAUUUUUUAACUUUUUAAUGAUACAAUCUCUUUGUAAAGAUCUCUUCAGCAAUAAAACUAAUUUCUCAUUUUAGUGUUUUCUUAUAAUCCUGAUUUUAUACACUAAUAUACCAGUAUAGAAUACUGAUUUUAUGUGCAUUUUUGACUAGUAGAUUUCUUUUUAUUAAAAUGUUUUAACCAGUCUUUUCUGUUUAAGUGCAAGUGAAACUCACCAUGGAAGGAAAGGUUAUUUUUUAUGCUGUUGUAAUGAUGGUUCUUUGCCUGCCCACUUUAUGGAAGAGAAGCAACAGAAUGAUACUGACAUGAUUUCAUGCAGCUGUGUACUGACAACCUCCAAUGUCAACCAAUAAACCUGUUUUGAUACAAUCCCA
Molecule: messenger RNA, 5673 nt
Organism: Anguilla rostrata (American eel)
Lineage: Eukaryota; Metazoa; Chordata; Actinopteri; Anguilliformes; Anguillidae
Product: DNA (cytosine-5)-methyltransferase 3B-like
Exons: 20
Coding region: 1754-4135 (793 amino acids)
Biological process (GO): negative regulation of transcription by RNA polymerase II
Cellular component (GO): nucleus
Molecular function (GO): DNA (cytosine-5-)-methyltransferase activity, acting on CpG substrates; DNA binding
Source: RefSeq, a predicted model, not a curated record